Oncorhynchus masou masou (cherry salmon) is the source of this 543-nucleotide messenger RNA. RefSeq names its product erythroid membrane-associated protein-like. The transcript has a single exon. Gene Ontology annotation, cellular component: cytoplasm. The record is from RefSeq and is a predicted model, not a curated record. Gene Ontology annotation, biological process: protein ubiquitination. Gene Ontology annotation, molecular function: ubiquitin protein ligase activity; protein binding. Lineage: Eukaryota; Metazoa; Chordata; Actinopteri; Salmoniformes; Salmonidae. The annotation marks the transcript as partial.
UUAAUAAAGUGUUUCUUGUCAACAUUGAGCUUUGUCAGCCUCCUGGAGGUGAGCGACACACGGGUGUCCCAGCCUGUGCCUGAUAACGCUGAGCGAUUCGACAGCCCAGUGAGCGUGCUAGGCUCUGUGGGUUUCUGCUCAGGCAUUCACAGCUGGGAGGUGGAGGUGGGGCCUAAGAAGGCCUGGACUCUGAGCAUAGCCAAGGAGGGUGUAGCCCGGAAAGGCAAUGUGAUGGUCAGCCCAGAGGGCGGGAUCUUGGCGAUGGGGAUGUGGAACGGUGAGCAGUAUAGCGCUGGAACUGCCCCCCUGGGUACCCCGUUGGUUCUGAAGAGGAAGCCCAAGAGGAUCAUGGUCAAGCUGGACUAUGAGAAAGGAAAGCUCUCUUUCUAUGACUCCAGUGACAUGUCACUCAUCUAUACGUUCGAACACAGGUUCACAGAGAGACUGUUCCCUUACUUCUCUCCCUGUCUCAACUCUGAUGGCACUGACCCUGGAGUGCUGAGGAUCUGCCCUGAGAAGGUGUCUGUGGCACCUAUUCACUGA